Messenger RNA from Umbelopsis ramanniana AG, 875 nucleotides. RefSeq lists its product as uncharacterized. Gene Ontology annotation, molecular function: structural constituent of ribosome. Gene Ontology annotation, cellular component: ribosome. The record is from RefSeq and is a predicted model, not a curated record. The coding region runs from base 207 to 746 and encodes 179 amino acids. Gene Ontology annotation, biological process: translation. The transcript has 5 exons. Lineage: Eukaryota; Fungi; Mucoromycota; Umbelopsidomycetes; Umbelopsidales; Umbelopsidaceae.
GCCCUGGGCUCGAUUGUUCAAGUGGUUGCCGAUUUGAAUGAGCAUUCUCAAGUUCCAAGUCUCCGCUUAAAGAAAGUGUGACGUUGUCUCAGCCGCUAUUGAUUGAGAAAGGAGUGGAGGCAAAAAAGUCAAAAAACAAAUUUACAGGUCCAGAAAUUUUUGUUUUUUGACGUUGCCAAUUUAACAACCAAUUCAUUCAAUAAGCCAUGUCUCGCGCCGUCUCCUCUUUUGCAUCCUCAUUGGCUCGCCGUUCCGUUCGUGCAGUCCAGCCACGUAUCCAGGCCACUGCCAUUGGUGCCAGACGUUUGUAUAGCACCGAGAACUUGCCUGCUCCCGGUGCAGGUGGCAACGAUCCCAAGAUCGCUUCCAUUGUUGACGAGAUCUCCAAAUUGACCCUUUUGCAGACUGCUGAUCUUGUUUCACAACUCAAGACUCGUCUCAACAUUCAAGAUAUUGCUAUGCCCGUCGCCAUGCCUGCCGCACCUGCUGGUGGUGCAGCGGCAGCUGUCGAGGAAGAGAAGCCUGCCGAGAAGACUGACUUCAAGGUUAAGCUCGAAAAGAUUGACCCCGCUGCCAAGGCAAAGGUCAUUCGUGAGGUCAAGAACCUUACUGGCAUGAACUUGGUCGAGGCCAAGAAGUUCGUUGAGAGUGUACCAAAGGUCCUCAAGGAUUCCGCUCCCAAGGACGAGGCUGAGAAGUUGAAGAAGGCUUUGGAAGCCCUUGGUGCCACUGUUGUUUUGGAAUAAGGGAGCCAAUGCAAUCAUUGUCCCUGUUUAUUUCUUUUUUCCAACCAAUUACCACAUCAAACCCGCUCUCAUCUGCUCUCCUCAGCUGCUGGACUCCACAAGGAACCAAAAAGAAAAAAUAGACUUUUU